CUAGUAGAAACACAAACUUCAUUAGGUUCUCAUAUCCCUCUCAUUUCUGCCUUAAUACCCCGCCGCUCUCCUCCUCCUCCGAUCAAUGGCUCCAAAGAAGGCCGCUCCACCUCCAUCUUCCAAGCCAGCAAAAUCUGGCGGUGGAAAGCAAAAGAAGAAGAAGUGGAGCAAGGGAAAGCAAAAGGAAAAGGUGAACAACAUGGUUUUGUUCGAUAAGGGUACCUACGAGAAGCUUCUGUCUGAAGCUCCUAAGUACAAGCUUAUCACUCCUUCUGUCCUUUCCGACCGUCUCAGGAUUAGUGGAUCACUUGCUAGGAAGGCAAUCAGAGAUUUGAUGUCUAGAGGCUCAAUCAGGAUGGUGUCUUCUCAUGCUAGCCAGCAGAUUUACACCAGGGCUACCAACACUUAGUGUGCGUUAAAUUCAUUUGCUUAUAAAGCUCUUGCAGGGCCUACUUGUUUUAGACAUUAUCUAAAGUUAAUUUGGAAUAUCACGACAGUAUGAGCUACUACAGCUAUUUUGAGCAAUAGGUUUUGUGAUUGCAGUUACCCUUGACUAUGUUUCGCGUGUGUAGCCUAUUUAUUUGAAUUAUCUAUCUCUACUUAUCUUAGAUGUUGAAACUGGA
Lycium barbarum (goji berry) is the source of this 623-nucleotide messenger RNA. RefSeq names its product small ribosomal subunit protein eS25-like. The transcript has 4 exons. Gene Ontology annotation, molecular function: structural constituent of ribosome. Lineage: Eukaryota; Viridiplantae; Streptophyta; Magnoliopsida; Solanales; Solanaceae. Gene Ontology annotation, cellular component: cytosolic small ribosomal subunit. The record is from RefSeq and is a predicted model, not a curated record. Bases 86 to 409 code for a protein of 107 amino acids.